Molecule: messenger RNA, 471 nt
Organism: Batrachochytrium dendrobatidis JAM81
Lineage: Eukaryota; Fungi; Chytridiomycota; Chytridiomycetes; Rhizophydiales
Exons: 4
Coding region: 1-471 (156 amino acids)
Cellular component (GO): mitochondrion
Molecular function (GO): 2 iron, 2 sulfur cluster binding
Source: RefSeq, a predicted model, not a curated record
AUGCGUACCGACAGUAAGCCAAUACUUGUCAAUCUUUACAUGGCAUGGUUUAUGUUUUGUUGUAGCAAUGUCUGUAUUGUUUCGCUCUAUUUGCUGAUAUAUUUAAAGUACUCGCCAGUAAAUAUCAAAAACAUUAAAGUUGGAUCCGUUUACCAAUGGUGUACUUGUGGAUUGAGCAAGACACAACCAUGGUGUGAUAAUACGCAUAUCGGUACUGGAUUCAAACCGCUAAAAUGGAUCGCUCCAGGAACAAAAAAGGAUGGAAAACCACAACAAAUAUACUCUAUAUGCGCAUGCAAAUAUACUACAGAUCCACCCUACUGCGAUGCUAGUCAUAUUCAUUUACCAAUGCAGUACAUCAAGGCACAGCGUGAAUGCAUCAAGGAUCAUGCAAAUAUUAAAAAGAUGUGUACUGCAUGUGGAUUCAAGGCGUCCGAGCUUAAAGCAAAUGAGCCUAGUGGAUCUACCUGA